UCCAAAUAAAUUUUCUUUUUUCCUUUUCCACUUGUCUCUCUCUCUUCUAAAACCCUUUUCUGUUUCAUUGUUCCACCGCCAUCCCUAAAUUUUACAAUCUCACUGCAAUUUUCAUAGCAAAAACCCUAAAUUCAGUUAUGGUGUUGAGUAGAAUCUCAUCUCGAUUCUCAAGGAAUAUGUUGACACAGUGCCGCAACUCGCUACUACUCUAUUAUCGACAGAAUCAACAGCACCAUGUUCCCAUACUUUCAUCUCAGUUUCAUUCAAUUCGCAAUAUAAGAGAAAAGGUGUCUCUAGUACCUGAAUCGGCCUUGCAACGGUUUGGAAUCUCAUCCUCUGCGUCCCCUCAACCUGAUGAAAAAGAAACAUCUCAGUCCCAAGGUGGAGGAGGAAGCGGAGCAGAGAAAGCUUCAGCUUCUGCUGAUUCUAACGUUCAGGAUGAGAAGAAAGAAUCAGAUUCAGAUUUGGAUUUGGAGGACCUUUCCAGGGAGGACCUGGUGAAAUGUCUGAUUGAGAAGGAAGAACUCCUAAAGAUGAAACAUGAGGAAUUUCAGAAAAUGCAAGAUAAGGUUCUUCGAACUUAUGCAGAGAUGGAGAAUGUCAUGGAGAGAACUAGACGAGAAGCAGAAAAUACUAAGAAGUUUGCCAUUCAGAAUUUUGUGAAAGCCCUUCUGGAUGUUUCUGAUAAUCUGGGGAGGGCUUCUUCCGUUGUAAAAGAGAGCUUUUCCAAAAUUGAUGUAUCUAAAGACACAACUGGUGCCGGGCCACUUCUGAAGACACUUCUGGAAGGUGUUGAAAUGACUGAUAAACAGCUGGCGGAGGUAUUCAAAAAAUUUGGUGUUGAAAAAAUUGAUCCUACAAAUGAAGAAUUUGACCCAAAUAAGCAUAAUGCAGUAUUUCAAGUACCUGAUCCUGAAAAGGCUCCUGGAAUGAUUGCUGUUUGUCUUAAGCCAGGAUAUUCCUUGCAUGGCCGAAUUAUCCGACCUGCUGAAGUUGGUGUGACAGUAGCCGUGGAGAGUACAGGGAAUUGAUCAAACUACCAACGUCCAAAUUGGUGGCUCACUACUCACUAGUGUUUUAGAGCGCUUGCAGUUCUAAAAAUCAGAACAUUUUUAUCUUAGGCGAUUUGAGCUCUACAUUCUAUUUCAGGGAAGGUGUUCAUUGUGCAGAUGUUAAACCUACAGCUUCAAUGUUCUUUUUUGCCCUUGUUAUAUGCGAGGUCAAUAAAAUUCUCCAGAGAGUGAGUUUCUGAUCAUAAUGACCAUCUAAAGUUGGAUUUUCAGUUGUAUUUUUUAGUUUGGGUUAUUUAGAGUUGUGUUAAAAUUGAAACAAUCAGAACCCUCUGAUUCAUAAGGCUAUUAUUAUUGUGGGUGGACAACUUCCCCUCUCCACUUCCUUACCAAUACACAAGUGUUGUUACAUGUUUUGUACUUUUUAAGUGAGGAUUUAACUUAUUCUGCUUGAGAGACCGAUCACUUCGGUCAUUGCUAAACCGUAUCUCUGAGUGAAGUCAGUCAGUAUUAUUUUUUCAUCUACAGAGAAAAUAAAGAAACAUACUUCCAGUGUCUGAUUAA
Molecule: messenger RNA, 1574 nt
Organism: Solanum pennellii
Lineage: Eukaryota; Viridiplantae; Streptophyta; Magnoliopsida; Solanales; Solanaceae
Product: grpE protein homolog 2, mitochondrial-like
Exons: 6
Coding region: 138-1031 (297 amino acids)
Biological process (GO): protein folding; protein import into mitochondrial matrix
Cellular component (GO): PAM complex, Tim23 associated import motor
Molecular function (GO): protein homodimerization activity; adenyl-nucleotide exchange factor activity; protein-folding chaperone binding
Source: RefSeq, a predicted model, not a curated record